Messenger RNA from Ramularia collo-cygni, 939 nucleotides. RefSeq lists its product as uncharacterized. Lineage: Eukaryota; Fungi; Ascomycota; Dothideomycetes; Mycosphaerellales; Mycosphaerellaceae. Gene Ontology annotation, molecular function: peroxidase activity; heme binding. The transcript has 3 exons. Gene Ontology annotation, biological process: hydrogen peroxide catabolic process; cellular response to oxidative stress; response to reactive oxygen species. The record is from RefSeq and is a predicted model, not a curated record. The coding region runs from base 1 to 939 and encodes 312 amino acids.
AUGUUUCCGAUGCAUUUCAUUAUCCUCCUCGCAACAUUCUCGCCUGCCCUCAGCCUAGUCCUUCCAGACGCUGGGCCUCAAGGCUACGCUUCCAACCCCACAGAAGGCCCAAUCCAACCAAAAGCCGUCUGUCCAGCAAUUUGGAAGGAAAUCGCAUCAGACCUCCAAAACUCGUUCGCAGAUUGCAACAACGACGCAAGAUCAGCCAUUCGAUUCGCCUUCCACGAUGGAGCGGGCUAUAGUUCCCUCACGAAACCAUAUGGACCCGCCACAGGUGGUGCGGAUGGCUCGCUUCUCUUGAGCGAUUCAGAAAUUGCUCGUACCAUUAAUGAUCCAAUGCAAGACUUCCGGAAUGAUUUCUUGCUACCCAAAUACAAAACUUACAAGAACCGCAACGUGGGAGCUGCGGACUUUGUCCAGUUCGCUGGCGUCAUUGGGACGAAAAGUUGUCCAGGAGGCCCGGUGUACAAGGCCGUCGUCGGACGCAUAGACGAUGCCACUGCUUGUCCGCUGGACAUGCUACCCGAAGCCUUUGGCGCCAACUCAAGCGCCUCAGUACUCCUUGAUCUCUGGGCCGCGAAGGGGUUCGACGCGCGAGAACUAGCAGCUCUGCUAGGCGCACAUUCCGUUUCUAAAGCGUUCGCUGAAGAACAGGAUGGCAUUCCGUCAGGAGGCGCUCAGGAUACUACACCGACUACCUGGGAUGCGAACUACUACAAGCAAACACAAAAUGGUACAACCGAGGGUGUGUAUAGUUUUGACUCGGAUAAGAAUCUCGCAAAGCUGGGCACGGCUUCGGGGAGAGCUUUCACGGAGUUUGGGAAUGAUUUCGAGGUGUGGGGUGAAGCUUUCAAAGCUGCUAUGUAUAAGCUCAGUGUUCUGGGGAUACCUGAGAGUAAGGUGGCGGGAUUCAUUGAUUGCAGCUCUGCUGUUGAGUGA